UUGCAUACAACCAAUCAGCGAGAAGGAUAUAUGGGAAACGUUCGCCCCUCCUCACCCGGAAGGGGCCGGGCACAGCAUCCGAAACCACCAGUGGGCGGCCGGGAGGCGGGGCCCCGUGGGGGCGGGGGCGGUAGCGUCUGUCGCGAGUGCCGGAGGCGGGUGCGGUUCUGGAUCCAUGGAGCGAGCCGCGGGGCCCAGCAUGGAACUUGCCAAGUCCAUCAAACCUAUUGAUCGGAGGUCAGUCCAUCAGAUUUGUUCUGGGCAAGUGGUACUGAGUUUAAGCACUGCUGUAAAGGAGUUGGUAGAAAACAGUGUGGAUGCUGGUGCCACUAAUAUUGAUAUAAGGCUUAAAGACUAUGGGGUGGAUCUCAUUGAAGUUUCAGACAAUGGAAGUGGGGUGGAAGAAGCAAACUUUGAAGGCUUAACUCUGAAACACCACACUUCUAAGAUUCAAGACUUUGCUGACCUAACUCAGGUUGAAACUUUUGGCUUUCGGGGGGAAGCUCUGAGCUCGCUUUGUGCACUGAGUGAUGUAACUAUUUCUACUUGCCACACAUCUGCCAAGGUUGGGACUCGGCUGGUGUUUGAUCACAAUGGGAAAAUUGUCCAGAAAACCCCCCAUCCACGGCCCAGUGGGACAACGGUCAGUGUACAGCAACUAUUUUAUACACUGCCUGUUCGCCAUAAGGAAUUUCAAAGGAACAUUAAAAAGGAGUAUGCCAGAAUGGUCCAGGUCUUACACGCAUACUGUAUCAUUUCAGCAGGCAUCCGUGUGAGUUGCACUAAUCAGGUUGGACAAGGAAAGCGACAGCCUGUGCUUUGCACCAGUGGAAGCUCCAGCAUCAAGGAAAAUAUUGGAUCUGUGUUUGGGCAGAAACAGUUGCAAAGCCUCGUUCCUUUUGUUCAGCUGCCCCCUAGCGACUCUGUGUGUGACGAAUACGGGCUGAGCUGCUCCGACGCAUUGCACAAUCUGUUCCGUGUCUUAGGUUUCGUUUCUCGUUGUACUCACGGUGUGGGAAGGGGUUCAACGGACAGGCAGUUCUUCUUUAUCAAUCGGCGGCCUUGUGACCCAGCAAAGGUUUCCAGACUUGUGAAUGAGGUUUAUCACAUGUACAACCGACAUCAGUAUCCCUUCGUUGUUCUUAACAUUUCUGUUGAUUCAGAGUGUGUUGAUGUCAAUGUUACUCCAGAUAAAAGGCAAAUUUUACUACAAGAGGAGAAGCUUUUGUUGGCUGUUUUGAAGACGUCUUUGAUAGGAAUGUUUGAUAGUGAUGCCAGCAAACUGAAUGUUAAUCAGCAGCCGCUUUUGGAUGUCGAAGGUAACUUAAUGGAAACGCAUUCUGCUGAAGUGGAAAAGCCUCUGCCGGGAAAGCAGGAUAAUCCCCCUUUGUUAAGGAGUCGAGGAGAAGAGAAAAGGGCCGUGACCAUUUCCAGACUGCGAGAGGCCUUUUCUCUUCGUCACACACCUGAGAACAAGUCUCAGGGCCUGAGGACUGUGGGGCUGAGACGGGUUUCUCCACGACAGAAGGGAAGCUCAGUGCCUUGCAGCUCUGUGGGGCCCCUCUGCUCCCAGAAGCCCAUGUCUGGCCCUCAGGAGGAGGCGAGGAGUUCGGAUAAGGGCCCCUGUGAACGUGGGGACAGAGUGGAGAUGGGGAAAGACUUGGGGUGCGGUGACACCUGCAGUUCAGGGGAAGGGUUCCGCACCCUGGAAACGGGCAGCCAUGCCAGCAGCGAUCAGGCAGCCUCCCCUGAAGACAGGCUUUCACGAGAAAAUGUGGAAUCCUGUCCGAAGUUACCUGCCUCUGACCGUGGAUUUUCUGACACAGAAUGCCGUUUAGACCAGGCGGACAGUGGGCGUGAAUCCACAGUUCUGCCUCAGCCAACUUGUCUCUCAUCCUCAAACACAAAGCGUUUUAAAAAAGAAGAGAUUCCUUUAAAUUCUGACAUUGCUCAAGAGCUGGUUAAAGCUCAGAACAUGUCCGCGUCUCAGGUUGAUGUAGCUAUUAAAAUCAGUAAGAAAAUAGUGCCCCUGGAUUUUUCUAUGACUUCUUUAGCUAAACGAAUAAAGCAAUUACAUCACCAAGAACAGCAAAGAGAAGAUGAACAGCAUUACAGGAAGUUUCGGGCAAAGAUUUGCCCUGGAGAAAAUCAAGCAGCAGAAGAUGAGCUAAGGAAAGAGAUAAGUAAAACAAUGUUUGCAGAAAUGGAAAUCAUUGGUCAGUUUAACUUGGGAUUUAUAAUCACCAAACUGAACGCGGAUAUCUUCAUAGUGGACCAGCAUGCCACGGAUGAGAAGUACAACUUCGAGAUGCUGCAGCGGCACACUGUGCUGCAGGGCCAGAGGCUCAUAGCACCACAGACUCUCAACUUAACUGCUGUCAAUGAAGCUGUUCUAAUAGAAAAUCUGGAGAUUUUCAGAAAGAAUGGCUUUGAUUUUGUUAUUGAUGAAGGUGCUCCAGUCACUGAAAGGGCUAAAUUAAUUUCCUUGCCAACCAGUAAAAACUGGACCUUUGGACCUCAGGACAUAGAUGAACUGAUCUUUAUGCUGAGUGACAGCCCUGGGGUGAUGUGCCGGCCCUCCCGAGUCAGGCAGAUGUUUGCCUCCAGGGCCUGUCGGAGAUCAGUGAUGAUUGGAACUGCUCUUAACACAGGUGAGAUGAAGAAACUCAUUGCCCAUAUGGGUGAGAUGGACCAUCCCUGGAACUGUCCCCACGGGAGGCCGACCAUGAGACACAUUGCCAAUCUGAACAUCAUUUCUCAGAGCUGACAAUUCUCAUAUUGUAGAACUGUGAAUCUUAUUGCAGAUUUUUCUGUUUGGAAAGGAAGGUUUUAAGUAACCAUCUUUUAAUUUCAAAUGUAAUCUGUUACUUAAAAAAAAGUGUCAGAUUCAUUUAGAAAUGAUUUUGAGAAUCUUUUCAAACCAUAUGGAGCAUUGCUUGCAACAUUUUUUGUUCUACAUUUGAGUGUGUGUGUGUGUAUAUACAGCCAAGAGCAUGUUUUACAAAAAUAGGAAGCGCACCUUGAAAGUUACCUAGGCCUCUGAUCUGGCCUAACAUAUUUUAGUCUAAACUUCCAGCUCUUAAUGAUGAUUAAGUUCAAAGUGGUUUAAUUCCAUUAAUUAAAAAUUACAGUCUUUGGGGGUUAGUGAUUCUCAACCCUUAUGCACAUUAAAUUUUAAAAAAGGAAUAAUCCAAAAACCCAAGGGGGAGUCUCUGCUCAACUUGAAGAAAACUUCCAGGUAGCACCUGGGGUUUUAAAUGUUCCCCAGUAUAGCCAGGGUGGCAAAGUGCUGUUGUGGGCAAGGGGAAAUAAAAGAUUUUGAUUUUUCUGUAA
Molecule: messenger RNA, 3333 nt
Organism: Manis javanica (Malayan pangolin)
Lineage: Eukaryota; Metazoa; Chordata; Mammalia; Pholidota; Manidae
Gene: PMS2
Product: PMS1 homolog 2, mismatch repair system component
Biological process (GO): mismatch repair; somatic hypermutation of immunoglobulin genes
Cellular component (GO): MutLalpha complex
Molecular function (GO): ATP binding; mismatched DNA binding; ATP-dependent DNA damage sensor activity
Source: RefSeq, a predicted model, not a curated record